This is a messenger RNA of Histoplasma capsulatum G186AR, 624 nucleotides long. RefSeq lists its product as uncharacterized. Bases 1 to 624 code for a protein of 207 amino acids. The record is from RefSeq and is a predicted model, not a curated record. Lineage: Eukaryota; Fungi; Ascomycota; Eurotiomycetes; Onygenales; Ajellomycetaceae. The transcript is spliced from 4 exons.
AUGAAAGAUAUCAUUUCAAACGUCAUGUUUUGGGAUCCCAGACAUCCGUCCGGCAUUCAAUUCGAGGACGGCGAGUUAAAAGCAAUUUUCUCGAAUGUGAGAUACAAAAAGUGGGAUAAAGUGAUAAUGAGCAUGAAUGAAACGUUGCAACAGCAUGAUUCAUUUCGCUUCUCUUUCUGUUCGAGAAGGACCAGGGACAAGACAGUCGACGUCGACUACGACGACCGGCAUCUUGAUGUGAUUAUUUUUCCUCGGCAUCUGCCAUCAUCGCCCUGGCAUUACCACGAGGCAACCCCAGCAGCUACGAAAUACAGUACGACCUCAAGCAAGAACUCCUGGUCGAGUUUGUUUGCUUCGUCACAAAGAUUGCUAGGAGCCGUUGGUGAUAAUAAGGGGUUGUUAAGUCAGAUCGAGGACAAGGAUCGUGCUGUGUAUUAUGGAGCCACAACUGCUUGGUUGACCCUCUUCCCUCCCAACCCCCCAUGCGGCCAAGGCAAGGUUAUGUGUUUUUUAUUUGUUUUCUUUUUCGUUCUCGUCUCUGUUCCUUCUUUGGGAAGCUGCACGAACGGGAGGAAUGUUGACUAUGACGAAAUGAAGACCGGUGAUGAACCAGGGUUCGUCUGA